AUGGUACUUUCCUUUCUUGCACCAGCCUACACUCCUCUUGCAUACGCUGCUCCUCAUCGGAAUGUCUCCCUGCCAUUGCUGUUGCUCUUCAGAUACUUGGCCAACAACCAUCUGAGUGGCACUCUGCCAGCUGCCAUCAGCCAACUGGAGAAUCUUCAACAGAUCUGGUUGGACAACAACAACAUUGAAGGCCCUCUGCCAGCUGGCAUGUGCUCGCUGCCCUGGCUGUGGAGCCUUGAUGUGAGCAGCAACAGCCUGUAUGGGCGCAUCAAUCGCGACUUCGUGAACAUAGGGGCGGAUGACAAUGCCCUCGUCAACCUGGCUCACAACUUCUUCUUCGGAGAUGGGGUGCUCUUUGCUGCCGGCUGCAAGGUCUGCCCCACUGAGAUCAACGAGCCCAGAAACCUAGGCACAAGGGACACAUUUUCAUGGGAAUAUAAUGGUGGCAAGUGCGGAAAUCUUGCUCUAAACAAUCCCGUGAUUAAUUCGGGCAAGACGACGAGGGUGAGUCUGUCGGGCAACUGCCUGACCCUCACCCCGAACAACAAGUGCUCAUCCAACGCCACCCAGCGCAGCACGGCAGCCUGCCAGGCGUUCUGCAGCAUCACGGACAACGGCCCGUGUGACGGCCACGGGGCGUGUGUGCCGGCUGCCCCUGCCUCCCCCUCCAACUUCACGUGCCUUUGCGACGCGGGGUACAGUGCUGUUGACUCGGGCAACGGCUCCUCCACGUGUGCCAUCGUCCACUCCACCACCACCACCAACUAUGUGUCGUCUCUGUCCACGGGUACCAUAGUGGGUAUUGUGCUGGGCAGCUUUGCUGGCUUCUCCCUGUUGGCUUCUGUGGUCGCAUGGCUGCUGUGGCCCCGCGGACCAAAGAAGUGGGAGGGGCUGGACGUGUGUGAGCAGUUCUCGCUGCAGCAGAUGCUGAGUGCCACCAACAACUGGUCGGAGGACAAUGUGCUGGGCAAGGGCGGCUUUGGCGUUGUCUACAAAGGCCGCUCGCCACAGGGCCAGCUGUGGGCCAUCAAGCGCUCCACCAUCAUGACUAAUGACUUUGAAACGGAGGUUAUGUUGAUUGCCCGUACCCUCCAUUGCUCUCUCUACCCCUGCUCCAUGAUUGUCUGCAGCUUUGGAAUCGUGCUUCUUCAAAUGCUGAGUGGAAAAACUCCCCAAGUCAACGCAAAAACACAUAUAGGCAAAUGGGCAGUCAAGUUGGUGGAGACGUAUGACGUGGAGGAGCUGAGGGACAGCAACAUGCCGGCAGUAGAUGAGGAGGCCAUAGUGGACUUUGCAGACCUGGCUCUGGACUGCAUCAAGUCUCCCGGCACACGGCGACCCACCAUGAAGGAUGUGGCAUACCGCCUCAGUGCCCUCAUUGACAAGCACUGCCCCAACGAGGAGGAUGAGCGGGAAAAUGUUGUGACAGAAGAAGGGACAAGUAACCAAGGGAUGCCUUCUGAGUCGUCUGGAGAUGGAGGGAGGGAGCCUGAGAGGUCUUAUGGCUCACAGUCUUCUGUGAUCUCAUUCACGGGUACUUUCUCGAUGAGUGAUAGCCUCAAGAGCUGGCUGCAAAUGAAGCCAGCCAAAGAGCGUUGA
Messenger RNA from Closterium sp. Yama58-4, 1599 nucleotides. The record is from the annotation of a GenBank genome assembly. Lineage: Eukaryota; Viridiplantae; Streptophyta; Zygnematophyceae; Desmidiales; Closteriaceae.